Messenger RNA from Xyrauchen texanus (razorback sucker), 1239 nucleotides. It is a transcript of the gene micos10, whose product is annotated as mitochondrial contact site and cristae organizing system subunit 10. The record is from RefSeq and is a predicted model, not a curated record. Lineage: Eukaryota; Metazoa; Chordata; Actinopteri; Cypriniformes; Catostomidae. The transcript is spliced from 4 exons. Bases 32 to 262 code for a protein of 76 amino acids. Gene Ontology annotation, cellular component: mitochondrial inner membrane; MICOS complex; mitochondrion.
CACAGUAACGCUGCUGUUGUCGUUCGAAGUCAUGUCUGAGAAAGCGCUCGGCCAGAAGUGGGACCGCUGCCUCGCUGACUGUGUCGUCAAAGUCGGCACUGGUCUGGGUAUAGGAAUUGUGUUCUCAGUUGUGUUCUUCAAGCGCCGGACGUUGCCCAUUGCAUUUGGUACAGGACUAGGUCUUGGGAUGGCAUAUUCCAACUGCCAGAAUGACUUGAGGUCACACUAUCAGCUGCAUAGUAAUGUUGCUAAGGAGCAGUAGAAUUGCAUCAGUUAUGGAUUCUAUCUUCUGCCUUGCUUUUCCUUCAUUUAAUGGUCAUGAAGCCAGACCGAGUGGUUGACUCCCUACUUCAUAUCGAUGUUCUUCAACAGGACAGCCUGUAUUUAUUUAAUAAAAUGUUUAAAAACAGAUAUUUGAAUUUAGAAGUUUGCUAAUGCGUAUUUGAAUGUGGUUUAUUAAAAGGUUUUGUAAACAUUGGUAUGCCCAUUUUCUUGCAUUCAGUGUUGCCUGUAUGCUCCUAGUGAUGGCGUGGGUGCUGCAGCUGCCGUCAUCUGGCUUUUUAUCCAGGCCUUGGUGAUUUUCUGCACCUGUUAAACUACUGCACGUAUUGUUUUAAACUAAAAGCUGGACAAACUGGCAAUGUUGGCAUGGUAACAAUUUUCCCCAGGUUUUUUGCUUUUUCUGUUGUUCAUAAAAUUGCACUUUUUUUUGGACUGAUGCUCUUUAGACAAAAGUAUAAGUGAGAAUUCUGGCCAAUAUAUUAAAAUAAUUUCCAUGCAUUAUGUGAUGUGUGAAUUUAAAUGGUAAUUAAUUUAUUAUAGAAAUAAGGCUUCAAAUAAUUAAACCAUAUGAGUCUAUAUAAACAUCUUGUCCUGGAAUAAACUUGAAAUCCAUAUCAAAACCUCCUUUUCCAAUUCUCAUUGUCAGUUUUUACAUUUGGAUAGUUCCAAAAGAGCAAAGAUACGUUAUUUUUCUAUUCUCGCCAUUUAAAGGGAUAUUCUAAUUUAAACAAGUCAUGCUCUAUCCACAUGGAUGUUGGCAUGCUGUCAGUUAGCUCAGAAAAUAAUUACAAACUGCAUUUGUGUUACCAAAAAAAGGCACUGAAAAGUUAUUCAAUUGCAGUGGAAGUCUUUAAAGAAAUGGACUGUACAACAUUAUUUUUUACUAAUUUCUCCACUUGGGCACUUGAGUUUUUUUUAUGGCUUUUGUGGUUUGAGGAAUGUUUUAAAAAAUAUAUA